Messenger RNA from Ictalurus punctatus (channel catfish), 6388 nucleotides. RefSeq names its product protein Dok-7. The transcript has 13 exons. Lineage: Eukaryota; Metazoa; Chordata; Actinopteri; Siluriformes; Ictaluridae. The coding region runs from base 240 to 2783 and encodes 847 amino acids. The record is from RefSeq and is a predicted model, not a curated record. Gene Ontology annotation, biological process: neuromuscular junction development; positive regulation of protein tyrosine kinase activity. Gene Ontology annotation, molecular function: protein kinase binding.
GACCAAAUGCCCACAUAUUAUGAUUUUAUGCCCAAGAUCUCCAAAAAAAUAAAAAAAAUAAAAACAAAAUAAAUAAAUCAAUAAAAACCCACCUCCAUGUCACCUGUGCUCUUCCGUCGACGCGGGAAGUCUUGUUUUUCAUUGCGCGUGCGGCUCUCUGCGGCGGCGCCAGUUAUUUUGAAAAGUGAUCCGCGCGCGCCGCGGAGCCGCAGCUGUUCAGGAGCCAUGAGCGGAGGAAGAUGACGGAUUCAUCGGUCGCGGAAGGACACGUUAAAGUCAGAGACGGCAAAAAGUGGAAAGCUCGGUGGGUAGUUCUCCGUAAGCCCUCACCGGUGGCGGACUGCCUGGUGUUGUUGGUGUCUAAGGAGCGCGGUGUGAAGGAGCGGACCAGCGUGGUUUUGGAGCACAUCUGUGGUCUGGAGGCAGGAGGGAGCAGCGAAGGAGUCGCCUAUGCCCUGACAAUCCUCAGUCUUAAUCAGAUCGUUCAGCUGGGAUUUGAUAGUAAGGAGGCCCUACUGGCCUGGGACCUUCGGCUUCGCUACUAUCUAGGGGAGGUACACAGUUUUAAGGUGACGGUCCUGCCUGGUACUAAGCUGGAAACUGGUCUGGCCACACUUCAUUUGUGCAACAAUCUGCUCGUCAUUGCCAGGGACGUCCCCCCUGUUAUCGGCGGCCAGUGGAACCUUCUGGACCUGCGCAGAUACGGCCCAGUCCCCAAUGGCUUUGUGUUUGAGGGUGGCACUCGUUGUGGUUAUUGGGCUGGUGUGUUCUUCUUAUCCUGUGCUGAAGGGGAGCAGAUCAGUUUUCUGUUUGACUGCAUUGUGCGCGGAAUCUCCCCCUCCAGAACUCCCUUUGGAAUCAAACCGCUGCUGCCAGAGCCGAGUGCCAGUGCAGCAUCAGCAGAGGAGCGACUGAACCAAGAGGCUGAAGAGUUGGAGAAGAGGCUCAGCCUGCUUUCUCAUAACGCAGCAUCCACCUCCAGUUUCAGUUCCACAGUAGCUGGAGAUGACCGCAGCAUAUCCGGGUCCUCCGACUCAGAAACCAGCCACUCGGAUUCCAGUAUCAGCAGCCGAUUGGCCCUGUGGGUGGAGCCGGUUCCCACCACCACAGCUGAGUCCACUAGAACUGCCUCUCAUGGAGAGGAGAAGCUGCCAAUUAAUCCAGCCAGUGGGCCCAAACUGCCAUCAAAGCCCACUCUCUCACGGAGACUUCAGGAAAUUGGCCGACAGAGCUCCUCAGACAGCGGCAUUGCCACAGGAAGCCACUCCUCCUAUUCUGGCAGCUUUUCAUCCUACACAGGCAGCCUAGACACAGGGAGUCCCAAAGAGGAGUAUGGUACUCUGCUCAGCCUACCGCCAUUCUCUAGUCCAGAAAAGCAUCGUUGUACCUGUCCAGUCAGCCACACCCAUGAGUACCAAGUGCCUUCAUCACUACGCUACCUGUAUGACACGCCCCGCAGUCUUCUUGAAGAAGCCAGAGAGCAGAAAGAAGCUUCAGCCAGUGAACAGACUGAGGAAACAAUUAAAGAGCAGAGUGAAGCCUCAGCUGCUGCAUGCUCUGUUCCUGAAUCUCCCAGAGACUCGGAGGCUCGGGGUUCAUCAAGCAUGGACACACAUUCUGACUGCCUGAUUUGCUGUCCCCAUCUGACUUCAUCUAGAAUGCUCUUCACCACCUGCCCCAUCUGUGGUGGCUUAAAGAGAGCACCCUUACCUCAGGCAGGAGCUUCACUACAGCCUGGCGUGCCAGCAGGUGGAAAAUCGACGAGUCUCAUCAGUGAUACGUCAGCUCAUGCCACCAAUCUGGAGUGGAAUCCCCAAACAGAUAAGCUGCAAAAGGGAAGCCCUAAGAGCUAUAUAGAGAGUCUGUCUGAUCUGUUAGGACAUUAUUCUCAAGGGAGAACUGGCAUAGCACCAAUUAUACCAAGCCUGCCUGAUCUGAUAAGGCUUUAUUGUCCUCCAGGGAACAAUAGCCUGGGAUCACCCCAAUCUGGUUCAUAUAUCCCGAUGGCCUCAGCAUUAGCAUCACCUCAGUGCCUUUCAUCUUGCCAAGUUUAUCCCACCGUUCUUUCCCACCAUACCUCUCGCUCAACAAUCUAUGAGAACUGCCUACAAUGUAGAAAAGGUCAGGAUGGCUGCAUGCUGCCCAAGGCUGUUCCUCCAGUAAUUAGUAGCUUGAGCCACCCAUCUGGACAAAAGAGCACUGGUGGGCAGGGUCACUCUCCCUUUCUCCAGGACCUGAGUGAUAGCUGCUGGGGAUUAAGUUCAAAGACCCCUCCUGUGGAAGAACCUCCUCAUCUUCCUACAUCCACCUCCCAGCCACUUUUACAGCUCAGUAAUGGAGAAACAACACUGGGAGAUAAGAAGCAGAGAAGUCAUGCAGAGAGAGGGAGAAUGGAUCCCACCUACGAGAUCAUGGAGGGCCAAGCCACAGACAGGAGCUCAGAGUCAGAUGAGAAGAGCAGAUAUGACCUGAUGGGCAGCUCUGGGCAGCAGAGGAGCACUGACGAUCCUGAAGAUGGCACAGGGGUGAGUGAACGACCGAGAGGAGGAGUGACAUAUGUAAAUAUUCCCAUCAGCCCAAUGUCCAAAAAGCAGCUGCACUAUAUGGAGCUGGAGCUGCAGGAGCACGGUACCACCGUCAGAGGAAAAGGCACCACGAAAUACGCACAAAUUGACAUCACUGCAACAGAGACUGCACACAGAGUGGGUACCCAGCAUGCACUGGGGCGGGAGGCAGGACUUCAGAAAAUGGAACAGUGGAAAAGAGGAGGGGCACCGCAGUGAUGACAUCAUUUAUCACCUUAAUAAUAAUGAUGCCAUUGCUCUUUACCAUGACAACAGUGAUGUGAAGAAAAAGAGAAAAGUGUGUUGGAAAAGUGUCUCUCAGAAGAGAAACAGUGAGGAAUGUUAAGUUCUAAAAGUGCCAAGAUCUUUCCUCACGCUUCUGAUUUGGACCGCAGGUCUGUGUUAAAGGCUUCAACUCCACUUACUCACAGAGUCACAGGCCAAGCGAAAUCAAACUGAACGGGUGGCAUACGUGCCAGAAAAUCUGAUUGAACUGAGGCAGCCGAAGGCCCAGUUUUAUUAGCUGGUGUUGUGUAGCUAUGAGACUGUGAUCAUGUGGGUUUUGUUGUGUGGGUGUGUGUGUGGGUGAGUGUGAGUGUGAUAAUUCGAGCAUUAGAGCUGUGAGGACAGACCGUGUGAACAUGGCUGAUUAUAGAUGAGUCACCACACGCUCAGCUGCCUGCAGCAACAUGUCUCUUGUUAAUUUGCUUUAAUAUUUGCCCUUAAUCAAUUACAUACUCUAUUGUCCCUUAAUAAAGUAGUGGACAUCUCUGACCACGUAUAAGAGCUGCAAACACGGAACAGCAAAACAUUACCUACUGAGCAAAAAACAGACGGAUCCAUAUGAGGCUCACUGUGGACAGAGUAGUAAAAUUCUUGCAUUCUUUUUGCUAUUUUCCUGGUCAUGAAAAUAGCAGCAAUAUUUAUAAUCACAUCUGCAAGUGCCACAAUCGUAUUCCUUAUUUUUGUAUUUGUGGCUAUGGAAAUUGCCAUGUAUCUUCUUUUGAAUGAAUGAAGGGAAAUUGUGCAUAUACAACGUUGGGCAUUAUUAAAUAUUCAGACGAAUUUAACCAGCUUUUGAAUAUUGUAUAUUUCUUCUCUCAUUUUAUCGGCUUUAUACUAUUGUUUUAUAGUACAAUUAAAACUGAAAAUAUAUUUUUUGUAGUAUUUAUUGUGUAUUUCAUACAAAUUCUUAUUUCCCUCUUUACAUUGCUUUAAUUGUUUUACAGCAUGCUUAAAGAAAAACUUAUUAGCAGAAUGCUAAUGUUAACAUGAAUGAAAGCACGUGGAGCAUCAGAUUUUUUCACCCUUAUUCCCUAUGCACCUUUAGACCUUCAAGGACCACAUCUCCUAGCAGCAUUUUAGAGAGGAGCCACUCUUAUUCAGAAUAAUCUUUGCAUUGUUCAUUACUGUUGCACAGCUGGCAUUUACAUAUAUGCUGAUUGGGUCUCAUACGCAUGUCCGGAAUCACUAUUAAAACCACAGGAGGUCAACAGAGAUAACACCAGAUAUUAGAACAGGUUUGAAAAUGUCUGAGCAGGCUGCUAAGCUGAACUUUGGUGACAUGUAUUAACUGAUUAUCUGAUACAGGAAAAUGCUGCAUCAGUGAAGAUAACCUGUUCAUGACCUUGAGUUCUACUUGCAGUAUUUGGUAAGGUUAAUUUGUUCCCAAAUUUCUCAGUAUUGAGAUCUGAAUAACACAAUUUAAUGUAUAUUUAUAUUUGUUUGUAUAUUGGACGUUAAUAUACUAUAAGUGGCCGUAUAAAAUUGUACGAAAAAGUACAAUAAAAUCGUAUAAAAAGUCUUCAAUUCAGCAGGUCAUGAACAAGAUCUUGCAACAGCAUCCUUGACGUCAGUAUAGCCUUUUCUCUGUAAGAUAAAGAUCCACUUACUGCAAUGAUUUGUGUAUUUAUACCAGUAUCUUGUACAUGCAUGUAAAAUGCUACUCUUUCUCUUGAUUUAUGGAUGACUGACUGUUGACUGUAAACUAUAUGCAGUUCCACCUAGAGACUAUUUUAAAGCGAUGUUAUUUAUACACCGAUUAGCCAAAACAUUAAAACCACUGACAGGUGAACUGAAUAACACUGAUUAUCUCGUUACAGUGCCAGCUGUCAAGGGGUGAGAUAUAUUUGGCAGAAAGUGAACAGUCAAUUCUCGAAGUUGAUGUGUUGGAAACAGGAAAAAAGGCUAGCGUAAAGAUCUGAGCAGCUUUGACAAAUGCCAAAUUGUGAUGGUUAGACAACAUGGUUAGUGCAUCUCCAAAACGGCAGGUCUUGUGGGGUGUUCCCAGUAUGUAGUUGUUAGCACCUACUAAAAGUGGUCCAAGGAAGGAAAAUUGGUGAACCAGUGACAAGAUCAUGGACACCCAAGGCUCAUUGAUGCGCCUGGGUAGUGAAGGCUAUCCUGUCUGGUCCUAUCCCACAGAAGAGCUACUGUAGCAUAAAUUGCUGAAAAGGUUAAUGGUGACUGUGAUAGAAAGGUGUCAGAACACACAGUGCAUCACAGCUUGAUGCGUAUGGGGCUGCAUAGCCACAGACCGGUCAGCGUGCCAAUGCUGACCCCUGUCCACCACUGAAAGCACCUACAAGGGGCACAUGAGCAUCAGAACUAGACCAUGCAGCAAUGGAAGAAGGUGGCCUGGUCUGACAAAUCACGUUUUAUUUUACAUCAUAUGGACAACUGGGUGCAUAUACAUCACUUGCCUGGGGAAGAGAUGCCACCAGGAUGCACUAUGGGAAGAAAGCAAGCCGUUGGAGGCAGUGUGAUGCUUUGGGCAAUGUUCUGCUGAGAAGCCUUGGGUCCUGGCAUUCAUGUGGAUAUUAUUUUGAUCUGUACCAGCUACCUAAACGUUGUCGCAGACCAAGUACACCCCUACAUGGCAACAGUGUUCCUUAAUGACACUGACCUCCUUCAGCAGGAUAAUACGCCCUGUCACACUGCAAAAAUUGUUCAGGAAUGGUUUGAGGAACAUGACAAAGAAUUCAAGGUGUUGACUCGGCCUCCAAAUUCCCUAGAUCUCAGUUUGAUCAAGCAUCUGUAGGUUGUGCCAGACAAGCAAGUCUGAUCCAUGGAGGCCCCACUUCACAACUUGCAGCACUUAAAUGAUCUGCUGCUAACGUCUUGGUGCCAGAAACCACAGCACACCUUCAGAGGUCUUAUGGAGUCCAUACCUCGACAGGUCAGAGCUGUUCUGGCAACACAAGGAAGACCUACACUAUAUUCAGCCAGUGGUUUUAAUGUGAUGGCUGAUCAAUGUAUGCCACUUUAAAUAUGAGUCUUAGGUAUACUGAGUUCAAGAUGUGUGUAAUAUAUUAAUUUCUACGUUUCUAGUUAAGUUGCUUCAUUUUUUAAUAUUUCUGUUGAUGAUGAUUUGUCAUGAAAUACAUUUUCAUCAUGUUUCCAUAAUGUACUUAUUUUAUUAACAAUUAUAAAUCUGUAUUUAAGUUGUAAGUUGGAAUUCACUCUGUCAAUAAUUGUGCCUUUUUCCAAGAGAUAUUUAUUUCUGAGUGGACAUUAGUGAUUAGAGAGAAUGAGCCUCUGAUUUCGACUGCUUUCAGAUACAUGCUGUAACAGAAACCUCCCUAUUCACUCUUCUGCUGUUCUGUCAGUUUAUUUAUGACUUUAGGAGUUAAAUUAAGUUAAAUUAAGCUUAGUUAAUUCUUAUAUUAAAAGGGUGCUGACCCCAUUUUAAUAUAAGAAUAAACUAACCUUAAUUAGUAGUGUAGUCCUGAGUUAUUUUAUAGGAAAUAUUAGAUAUCUUUAUUGUCCGUGAUGUAGAACUGUCACAUUUAUGCAAAAUAUAAAAUAAAAAAAUAAAAAAACAA